Molecule: messenger RNA, 1167 nt
Organism: Medicago truncatula (barrel medic)
Lineage: Eukaryota; Viridiplantae; Streptophyta; Magnoliopsida; Fabales; Fabaceae
Exons: 2
Coding region: 176-844 (222 amino acids)
Source: RefSeq, a predicted model, not a curated record
GAAUGACACAUGACCCACCAUAACUAGCAAGAGCCCCUAGUUGCCUCUCUCUAUAUAUAUAUAAGCUCAAGAACCAAAACCAAACCAUUCAUCAUUUGUAUCAACUCUCUGAAAAUCCUCUGCCAUCUAAAAAUAACCUUAAAGGAACCAAAAAAAAAAACCAAGAAACUGAACUAUGGCUUGUUGGUCUGCAGAAAAUGCCACGAAGGCCUAUCUUAGCACUUUGAAAAUGGGUCAAAAAGCCAAAGAACCAAAUGUAGCUGAAUUUAUAUCAGCCCUAGCUGCAGGAAACAAUGCACAAAUGAUGAUUGUUGCAUGUGCUAAUGUAGCAGAUUCUACCACACUAGCUUUAAUUGCUGCUGCCAAUCAAACUGGCGGACAAGUAAUUUGUAUUGUCCCUAACCAUAAAGAUCUAAUUGCAUCCAAACAUGUCUUAGGAAUUGCUUCACAUCAAGUCCAAUUCAUGGUUGGAAAAGCUCAAGAAGUACUUAUGUUAGACCAAUAUGAAGCAGCUGAUUUUUUGCUCAUUGAUUGUAACAUUAAGAAUCAUGAAGAGAUUCUCAAAACAAUUCAAGAGGGUAGAAAUGUAAAUGUUGUGGGGUACAAUGGAUUUAGUUGCAAAGGGUCUUGGUUAUCAUGUGGAUCAAAGACUCAACUUUUGCCAAUUGGAGAAGGGCUUUUGGUGACAAGAUUUGGAAUAAGUGAGAAUAAUAGUCCAAGAUAUGGAACAAGUAGAUCAAUGGGAAAGAUUAAAAGUCGUUGGGUUGUUAAGGUUGAUAAAUGCACUGGUGAGGAACAUGUGUUUAGGGUUAGAUUUCCUCACGGGAAAGUUAUUCAAGCUUAAUUAAUUUUGUGGUUCAUUUUGUACAAAUUAGUAAAACUAAGAUUAGAUUCAGGAUUUUAAAUAGUAGUCGCAACUGUAAUUUUAUCGCGAUCUUUGAUUUUUCGAAGAGUCAUAGAUUUCGAUAAGAUAAAAAAUUGUUAUAAUGCAGCUUAGAUCGCAGUUUCAGAUCUUUAAUUAAGACCCUGAUUAGAUUAUUAUCCGUUAGACUCUAUCUCCAUUUUAUUACUUGGCAAAAUGGGGUACUAAAUUUUGCUUUAAUUUAAAAUUACUUGGAGUGAGUCAUAUUUUAUCUUGUAAAUACCAAAUUAUUUUUCUCUGUCUUA